AUGGGUGAUGCGGGCCCAGUGACCACAGAGGCAACCUACUACCAACCCGCCGAACACCUCUCUCACAGUCACACCCUCACAGCAUUCCCCAACCUGCCCGGCUGCUACCAGGAUGCCGAGUCAACUGCACGAGCCAGGCAGGAAGUAAUCAACAUCUCCCUCGCCAUCUCACAGUUUGAGCCUGUCGUCCUGUUCGCCCACCCAGAUCAUGCCCACGUCGCCAGAUCAAUGAUCCAGUCCUCAGCCGACCCAUCAGCAGAUAUUACAAUCCGGGAGGUCGAGGUCGACAAUCUCUGGAUCCGGGACCUGGGCCCUGUCUUCCUCCACAGCCGAGAGUCUGGCCGGACGGAGGCUGCCGUGGAUUUCAACUUCAACUACUGGGGCCACAAAGCCGAAGAGACUGUUGAUGGCACAUUCGCACGUCGCAUCUUGACCUCGAAACCAUACUCGUCAGCCAUCUCUCGGGUGAAAGCUGGGCUCGUUUCCGAAGGCGGGGCGCUUGAGGUCGAUGGGCAGGGUACUCUGAUGGUCACCGACACAAGCAUUGUCAACGACAAUCGGAACCCAGGCCUCUCGCAGGAGCAGAUAGAAGAGGAGCUGAAGCGGGUACUGGGAGUGGAGAAGGUGCUCUGGCUCAAGGGCGUGAUGGCAUUGGAAAGUACAGACUGGCAUGUCGAUGCGUGGGCGAGAUUUGUGGGAGAUGUGAGGGUAGUGCUGUCGAAGCCGCCAAGGAACGCACAUCCUAAGAUACACGAGAUCUUUGACGAUGCGAUGGAGCGCUUACCUCGGAUGACCAAUGCUAGGGGAAACAAGAUCCAGGUUGUGACAGUCGAUGAGCCCGAUCAGGAGAAGCUGGAUGGCGGGGCGAUCGACGGGAUGGUGACAAGUUACGUCAAUUACCUUCUGGUCAACGGCGGUGUCAUUUUGGCAAAAUUCGGGCAGGACGAUGCGGACGCGAAAGCUCUACAAGUGAUUCAAGGAUUGUUUCCACAGAGGAAGGUUGUCCAAGUGUACAUCAACGAGCUGCCCAGAUUAGGCGGUGGGAUACAUUGUGCUAGUCAGCACGUACCAGUAUGA
Messenger RNA from Cyphellophora attinorum, 1077 nucleotides. RefSeq names its product Agmatine deiminase. The record is from RefSeq and is a predicted model, not a curated record. The transcript has a single exon. Gene Ontology annotation, biological process: putrescine biosynthetic process. Bases 1 to 1077 code for a protein of 358 amino acids. Lineage: Eukaryota; Fungi; Ascomycota; Eurotiomycetes; Chaetothyriales; Cyphellophoraceae. Gene Ontology annotation, molecular function: agmatine deiminase activity; protein-arginine deiminase activity.